CUGCGGGGGCAGCCCCAGCCAUGGGCCGCCAGGGGAGCUCUUUAGACCUCAGCCCUGCCUGCAUCAAGGGCCCCAGCUCCGCCUCCAUUCCUGCCCUGCUUUUGACCACCGCUUCGUGAGAGACACCGGCAGGGAAGGGACAGAGCCAUCUUGGGAUGCGUGUGUGCAUGCGCGUUUGUGUGCGCACGUGUGUGUGUGUGUGUGUGUGUGGGUGUGUGUGUGUGUGUGUGUUAAAACACUGCCGUUUCCAAGCUUUGGCUACUGCUCUCUGGCUGGUGACUCUUGCUCAUGCCUCUCUCUCUCUCUCUCUCUCUCUCUCUCUCUCUCUCUCUCUCUCUCUUUCUCUCCCUCCCUGCAAAAAUUAAAUGGAUAAUUUCUAGCUGAUACCAAGCGGUGCCCACACACCCGUGUCCUUCAGUGUUGAUUGGAUCUCUCUCUCUCUCUCUCUCUCUCUCUCUCUCUCUCUCUCUCUCUCUCUCUCCUCUCCACUCUCCUCCCCUCCCUCUGGCCCCAGUUUGUAAUCUGACACAGUGCACUGCAGUGGCUGUCUCUGUCUCUCUCUUGGAGCCUUGGAGCCCGGGAGGCUGGGCACCGAGAACAUCCAAGGAUGAUGAACUAAAGGCCGCUGUGCAGAGAGAGCAUCACCUGAAGCCCCUGGAAAGGCCUUCCCUUGAGGGCCCGGCAGCAUGACCAGGUGAAGGCUGAACAUGCCUGGCUCUCCGUGGUGACCUGAGAGGAGAGUUCGAUUCACUGUGCGGGAGAAACGCCAGCUCCAAGCCAAACUGGAGAACUUGGAACAGGUCCUGAAGCAUAUGCGAGAGGCUGCUGAGCGGCGGCAACAGCUGGAGUUGGAGCAUGAGCAAGCCCUGGCCUUCCUCAAUGCCAAGCAGCAGGAGAUCCAGCUACUGCAGCAGGCUCAGGUUGAAGCUAAGAAAGAGCAUGAAGGUGCUGUGCAGCUGUUAGAGAACACCCUGGACUGCAUGCAGUCCAAGGUCCGAGAGCUGGAAGAGAAAUGCCGUGUGCAGAGUGAGCAGUUUAACUUGUUGUCCCGGGACCUGGAAAAGUUCCGGCAACACACUGGGAGUAUUGACCUGCUGGGCAGCAGCUCAGUGGCCCUGCUGGAUGUUCCCUUGGCCCCUGGCAAGCCUUUCCCUCAGUACAUGAAUGGACUAGCCACCUCCAUCCACAAAGGUCACGAGGGCCCCACUGGACACUACUCUGUGAUUGGUGACUAUAUUCCGCUGUCUGGGGACAAGCUGGAGUCUCCGUGUGUGAAGCCCUCCUUCCUCUUGCGAUCCAGCAGCCCAAGAUGCAGAUUUGAGUCCGAGAUGGACAAUGACCGGAACUCUAACAACUCCAAGCAAAGCAGCUCGGGGAAGGUGCACCUGUGUGUGGCCCGCUACAGUUACAACCCCUUCGAUGGGCCCAAUGAGAACCCAGAAGCUGAGCUGCCUCUCACGGCGGGAAAGUACCUCUAUGUCUAUGGGGACAUGGAUGAAGAUGGGUUCUAUGAAGGAGAGCUUCUGGAUGGGCAAAGGGGCUUGGUGCCCUCCAACUUUGUGGAUUUUAUCCAGGACAAUGAGUCGCGGCUGGCUGGUACUCUGGGGAGUGAGCAGGACCAGAACUUUCUCAACCACUCUGGCAUCAGUCUGGAGCGCGACAGCAUCCUUCACCUUCACUCCCCAACUCAAGUGGACUCGGGGAUCACCGACAAUGGUGGGGGGACCCUGGACGUGAACAUCGACGACAUCGGAGAAGACACCGUGCCUUACCCUAGGAAAAUCACCCUUAUCAAACAGCUUGCCAAAAGUGUCAUCGUGGGCUGGGAGCCCCCUGCUGUGCCUCCCGGCUGGGGCACCGUGAGCAGUUAUAAUGUGCUGGUGGACAAAGAGACACGCAUGAGCCUUGCCCUGGGUAGGAGAACUAAGGCGCUGAUCGAGAAACUUAACACAGCUGCCUGCACCUACCGCAUCUCCGUGCAGUGCGUCACGAGCCGGGGAAACUCAGACGAGCUGCAGUGCACUCUGCUGGUGGGCAAGGAUGUGGUGGUGGCACCGUCCCAGCUGCGUGUGGACAACAUCACACAGAUCUCUGCCCAGCUCUCGUGGCUGCCGACCAACAGUAACUACAGCCAUAUCAUCUUCCUCAACGAAGAAGAACUGGACAUCGUGAAGGCAGCCAGGUACAAGUACCAAUUCUUCAACCUCAGGCCUAAUAUGGCCUACAAGGUGAAGGUCUUGGCCCAGCCACACCAGAUGCCCUGGCAGCUGCCGCUGGAGCAGAGAGAAAAGAAGGAGGCCUGUGUGGAGUUCUCCACGCUGCCUGCAGGACCUCCAGCCCCACCACAAGAUGUCACUGUCCACGCUGGGGCCACAGCCGCCUCUGUUCAGGUCUCCUGGAAGCCCCCUGCACUGACUCCCACUGGGUUGUCCAAUGGAGCAAAUGUCACAGGAUACGGCGUGUACGCCAAAGGGCAGAGGGUGGCUGAGGUCAUCGCCCCCACGGCAGAUGGCACGGCAGUGGAGCUGAUCCGGCUGCGAAGCCUAGAGGCCAAGGCCGUGAGUGUGCGUACCCUGUCUGUACAGGGAGAGUCCAUGGAUUCUGCCCUCGCUGCCAUCCCCCCUGACCUCCUGGUGCCUCCAGCCCCCCACCCGAGGACUGCUCCCCCACCAAAGCCAUUAGCAAGUGACAUGGAUACCAAAGACCAACACCUGGGGCCCCACGUCAAAGUGGAUGAGUCCUGGGAGCAGAGCCGGUCACCGGGCCCUGCACAUGGCCACAUGUUGGAACCACCUGACAUGCACAGCGCUGGCCCAGGCAGAAGGUCACCCUCGCCCAGCCGGAUCCUUCCUCAGCCACAAGGAGCCCCCGUGUCUACCACUGUCGCCAAGGCCAUGGCCCGUGAAGCUGCACAGAGGGUGGCUGAGAGCAACAGGUUAGAGAAAAGGAGCCUCUUUCUAGAGCAAAGCAGUGCGGGGCAAUAUACCAACUCGGACGAGGAGGACGGCUACGCCUCCCCCGAGGUCAAGAGGAGAGGCACCUCAGUGGAUGACUUCCUCAAAGGGUCAGAGCUGGGCAAGCAGCCCCACUGUUGCCAUGGAGAUGAGUACCACACAGAGAGCAGCCGGGGGUCAGACCUGUCGGACAUCAUGGAGGAGGAUGAGGAGGAGCUAUACUCAGAGAUGCAGCUGGAGGAUGGGGGCCGCCGUCGGCCCAGCGGUACCUCUCACAACGCCCUCAAGGAAUGCCAUAAGGCUAGGAGCUUGGAAGGCGCUUUCCUGGAGCAGCCCGAGUUCCCCCAACAGCCCCACCGCAGUAAGAGACUGUUCAGUAUCCCCGAGGUAGCUGAGGAGGACGCGGAGCUUGGCCAGCCGUUGCUCAGGCAGGGCAUGGGGUCCUCCAGAGCCAGGGCCUUGUUGGCCAUGGAGCGUGGGCCAGCGCGGUCCUGUUGGGGACAUCCGGUCCUACAGGGAUCCUGGCUCCCUGCAGAGCACAGGGGCCCAGGCAUCCAUAUGGAGGAUAUCUUUCUGGAAGACAGAGGCUGUCGGUUCAGCCGCUCGGCCACCAGGAGCCCGGACAGUGGUUUGGACUGUGGCAGUGAGGAGGAAGAGUCACGAUUUAGUUUCAGGAGCACCUCGGCUAAGUGCAGUCCAGGCCCUGGUCACUGUCCCUGUAGGAGAAGCCCGAGGCCCCUGCUGGCCCGGCGGAGGACGCUGACCCGACAGAGCAGCAUCGAAGAGGACUUUGGGGAGCAGGUGGACCCCAGUGACGUCAUCAGGAGCGAUGACACCCAGCCCAGCCCGGAGAGGCCCAUGCCCAGGAGGGAUGGCUGGGACGAGGCCAGCGACCACGAAGAUUUUCGGGGUGUCUGGAGGAAAAGCCCAGCCAUGCCCGACAGUAGGGCGGCUGAGCGGCUCACACAGCCUCCUCCCCGAGUGGCAGACGGCCCUUUGAUUUUAGGAAACUCCACGUUGAUGGGACGAGCAGACCGGAUGGAACACGUGAGCCGAAGGUAUUCACACAGUGGCGGAGGGUCUCAUAGGCACCGCCCAGCGAUGGCUCCAUCCAUUGAUGAAUACACCGGGCGAGACCAUCUUUCUCCAGACUUCUAUGAUGAGUCCGAAACUGACCCUGGUGCUGAGGAGCUCCCAGCCCGUAUCUUUGUGGCUCUGUUUGACUAUGACCCACUGACCAUGUCCCCAAACCCAGACGCUGCUGAAGAGGAGCUUCCCUUCAAAGAAGGACAGAUCAUCAAGGUAUAUGGAGACAAAGACGCAGAUGGCUUCUACCGUGGGGAGACCUGUGCCAGGCUCGGCCUCAUUCCCUGUAACAUGGUCUCUGAGAUCCAUGCGGAUGAUGAGGAGAUGAUGGAUCAGCUGCUGAGGCAAGGCUUCCUCCCUCUGAACACGCCUGUGGAGAAAAUAGAGAGAAGUAGAAGAAGCGGCCGGGGUCACUCUGUACCCACACGAAGAAUGGUGGCUCUCUACGACUAUGAUCCUAGGGAAAGCUCUCCUAACGUGGAUGUUGAGGCUGAACUUCCAUUUUGCACAGGAGACAUUAUUACUGUUUUUGGUGAAAUCGAUGAAGAUGGAUUUUAUUAUGGAGAGCUGAAUGGGCAAAAAGGCCUCGUGCCUUCCAAUUUCCUGGAAGAAGUGCCUGAUGAUGUGGAGGUCCACCUUUCUGAUGCUCCGCCCCACUACUCCCACGACCCGCCCAUGCGCUCCAAGGCCAAAAGGAAGAAGAGUGUUCAUUUCACACCCUAAUCAGGCAUGUAGCCGUCACGUAAGUGAGCAACCGAAGACACCUUAGAGAGAUACCGACUUAAGCUACCCUAAGCGGACAGCACGGUAGUCUUAAGACGUCAAUGUGGGCUUAAAGAAAGAGAGAGAAAAGAAAUAUGUCUCAAAACAAACAAACAAAAAAAUCAUUGGACCUAAAGUAUUAGGCUAUCUCACCUGGUUUCAGUUGCCUGGCAACUAGAUUCAUAGUGAAAUGAAUCGUCUCGAACAAUUUUUUUUUUAAAUGUGUCCGUUGAGAAUACGGGAAAGGCCAACCUUGGGAACAUAUUUCUUAAAGCUGUUUGUUUACACAAGAGUGCGCCAGCGUGUACUCACAAGGAGAGUUGCCUAUUGCAUUGUUAGCUACCCUCAGUCAAAAAGCACAACCGGAUCCAUGUGUUUACCGUAGCAGGGUUGACUCAUGGUGAGAGCCAAGACAAAACUUUAAUCCCAGAUCAAGCCCCAAGGGGUGGCCUUGGCUCUGGGCAUGCCAAAGCUGGUGGAAUACCCAGCUGCAGCCCCUUGGCCUUAGGAGCAGGUGUUCCCUCUCCUCAAAGCACAAUUGUCCCGAGCUCAUGGAGGUACGCAUGUACCUACGAGGUGCUGGCAUACUAAUGCAAUAGUAUCUCCGGAUGCGGCAGCUCCCAUGACUGCGCUAGCUGGCCCCAUGGUAUCUUCAGGUGUGCUUUGGGUGCGCCCUAGGUGUUCUCCAUUAGAGUUAGACCUUGAUUUUCAAUCCAAGCAAGCUUGGGGGCCCCUUGCCUUGUAUUGUGUGCCCGCUGAGUGCCCUGGUCUCACUCGCCAAGUUUUGCUCUGGGGAGAUUACUGAACCAGAAGCCUGGCGAUCCCUGGCCACGCCCAGGCGUGUGCCUAGCUGCAGAAUGAAGUGAAAUUGGCACACAGUGUUCCUGAAUCAAAUUCCACCCCCUUGGAAGCACCGUUGGUCGGCCACCUAAAGUCUCUCAAAGCCCACCGUCUCUCUGUGCUGGGGAAAGUGCACACUCCUCCAUUGGGAAAUGGUGAGAGUCUUCAAGAAGGGCCUUUGAGCUUCCUUAGAUUACAAUUAAGGUUCAUUUCCGUUUUUUUUUCUUUCAAACAGUGUGCCAUCCCCAAAGUUUCUGUAGGACUCUAACUGACCCAAGGGCUUACUCCACCAUGGCAGGGCCUUAUCGACCCCACCUAGUUCAUGAUCCAUCCAAAUUCCCACUGAGAGCUUUUUUGAUUUACAAUGAUUGAUGGGUAUCUCGGCCACCUUGCCUAUCCAUCUGAUUGACAAUAACCCCUCCCCUGCUUUUAGUCUGAAUUUCCAGAGUAAAUUAUGACCUGGCUUUCUUUGCCAAAGCGAUGGCCACCCCGUCUCCCAAGACAAAGACGGCGAAAGCCCAUGGAGGGCCAGCCCCUCUCUCUCAGAGGGGCCUUGGGAGAGGGUGUGUGCUUCUCAUGGCAUACUUUAAAAAUUGAAAGAAGAAACGAACCACCACCCAACCUACCCUUUCCCCUGGCUGGCGGGAGUCCGGGGCAGUGUUACCCAGUGAAUUGUUGUUGGCGCUGACGCACUCAAUAAAACUGUCGCAAUGUACCUACUAGGUUCCUCCCGAGGGUUCAGGGACAGCAAGGAGAGCUCCAUCCCCCACAGCCCAUCUCCAUUCGGGGUCACCUACGUCAUCUAUGGGUUCUGGUAGUCCUGGGAGAGGCAGGGAAAUGUCCUCGAAAAAGAAAAAAGGGCUGCUCUCCAGAGGCAAGAAAUUGCUGCAAAGGCUGGCCGCAGUGAAGUGACCCCUGAGCCUCCGGACACUUCCAAAUCCAUGUCACUGGCUUUAAUUCCAAACGAGGACUCCCAAAACCCAACCUUGACCCCCACCCCCCACCCCAGCAGUAGAGAGCUACACUCUUACACUACCAUUCACAUGAUACCACUGGAGAGAUCAGGGAAGGGGCUGCACCGUGGUCCCCUCCCCCUCCGCUCCCAAGGUUCUGUCCAAGGUCUGGGGUGGGGAGGUGGGUGGGGGGCAGCUGGCUGAGCAGCAGAAGGGGCAGGGGGAGGGCUCUCUGCAGCCACCUCCCCUCCACCUGCAGUUCCAGCCUGCACGCAUUAGAGUGUAGCCCUGACAGGCUUUCUGACCUCUCCCCCUCUCCCCCCCCCCCCACCUCUCAAGACGUUUGCCUCAUUACACAUUAUUGUCAUUUUCACGCGGCUCUUGAGAUUCCUAGUUUAACUCGCCUUGAUGUUCUGGCCUUAUAACUGCACAGUGGUUUGUACUGUCGAAUAAAAAACACCGUGUAUACUUCGCAUGUGUUGUGCAUUCCUGGUCUUCAUCCUCACUUGACACAGUGGCUUCACCUCACAGUGGCCCAGGCCCUACACUUUCAGAUGCCUGUCUUGGGUCUUUCAACGCAAGCCAGCAACACACAGGACAUGUUUACUUAGCCCACCACACGAGAGACAGGGGAAAGGAGCGGGAGCAACUGGGCAGCAUGCAUGUCCUCUAGCCAGCCAGGGAGCUGACCAAUCUUUGCCUUUAGUGUCCUAUCCUGUGGCUUUUAGCUUUCUGUUCCUUUCAUUAUUUGUUGAAAUGCCUUGCCCCGAGACACCAUCCACAGCACACAUAGCAAAGCCACCACACGCUUCAUUAGCCAGACCAGAAGGAGCCUAAAUUGAAAUCUCUCAGACACCCCACACCCAUCUUUAUCAUUAGCCUCGAACAGCAAACCUCCCCAGACGCUGGCUGAUGGGAUGGCCACAACUUUGUAAUUCCUGUCCACUGUAAACUGUUUUUACUUCUUUAUACAUACUUUUCAGACUGCCUUUCUUUUGUAAUUUCUGGAAGGUUUGUAAAUGAAUGGCAAAGCUUUCCCUGUGCGUCUUCAGAAACUAUAUUGUACAUUGUAAUAUAAUUGUAUGUGGUAGAUUGAUUAAAAGGUCGUUCCUCGGUGUGUGAAGUACUGUGCGGGUGUGUGCAUGUGUACAGCUAGGGUGACAUAUUUUCUAGAAAUAAACUUUGUUAUUUUGUACAACA
Molecule: messenger RNA, 7795 nt
Organism: Mus musculus (house mouse)
Lineage: Eukaryota; Metazoa; Chordata; Mammalia; Rodentia; Muridae
Gene: Rimbp2
Product: RIMS binding protein 2
Exons: 23
Coding region: 813-4763 (1316 amino acids)
Biological process (GO): regulation of presynaptic cytosolic calcium ion concentration; maintenance of presynaptic active zone structure
Cellular component (GO): synapse; plasma membrane
Molecular function (GO): voltage-gated calcium channel activity involved in regulation of presynaptic cytosolic calcium levels
Source: RefSeq, a predicted model, not a curated record